This is a messenger RNA of Closterium sp. NIES-65, 675 nucleotides long. Lineage: Eukaryota; Viridiplantae; Streptophyta; Zygnematophyceae; Desmidiales; Closteriaceae. The record is from the annotation of a GenBank genome assembly.
AUGUACAUCACCCUCUACUACCUAGUCACACGGCUCCCUGACUCCCUUCGCUCGCGCCUCCUGGCAGCUGAGAAGUGUAUAGUCGCCGUAGGAGCCUCUCGUGGUGACCCGCGUUCCCCCUUCUUUGAGGGGAGCUCCCUAUCCCCGCUUUUGCCCUCUGUUGCCUCUACUGCUGCCGUCGACUUCGUUGGCACCGAGUCGGUCGGCGCUGCGUCUGCCCCUAGCAGGAGACGCCGCAUCGGCAAGGGCAAGGGGGGCAAGGGCGCUGGAGGAGCUGGCGGGGUGGUGGAGGUGGCGGUGGAGGAGGCGAAGGGAGUGGGGGUGGCGGUGGGAGUGGUGGCGGGGGUGGGGGCUUCGGUGGCGGCGGUGGAGGCGGAGGCGGCGGUGGCGGUGGGAGCGGAGGAGGAGGUAGUGGCGGCAGUGGCGGAGGUAGCGACGGCGGCGGUGGAGCUGGUCGCGGAGGCUCUGGGCAGCGGGGCGGCUUUGGUGGUGGUCACCGCCAGCACCAGCAGCGCACUCGUGAGACCCCGCCCCCCCAGCAGCUUCGUGAGUGGUACGUUGCGCGUCAGCGGGGUGGGGUUGCUGGUCCUUGUGCCUACGUCCUGCGUACCGGCGACCGCACUGGUGAGCCGUGCGGUGGCCCGCACGCCACCCCGCGCUGCUUUGGCCGCCUGA